Messenger RNA from Peromyscus eremicus (cactus mouse), 1541 nucleotides. It is a transcript of the gene Abhd14b, whose product is annotated as abhydrolase domain containing 14B. The transcript is spliced from 4 exons. The coding region runs from base 78 to 710 and encodes 210 amino acids. Gene Ontology annotation, cellular component: cytoplasm. The record is from RefSeq and is a predicted model, not a curated record. NCBI's taxonomy places the organism in Eukaryota, Metazoa, Chordata, Mammalia, Rodentia, Cricetidae.
CGCUCCCCACCCGCCCACAGCACUCUCCAUUCUCCUGCUGAAGACCACGCAAAUUCCCAGGCACAUCACCGUCUAGCAUGGCCAGUGUGGAGCAGCGUGAGGGCACCAUCCAGGUGCAGGGCCAGGGCCUCUUCUUCAGAGAGGCCCGACCUGGCAGCGGGCAGGCCGCUCGCUUCUCUGUGCUGCUGUUACAUGGCAUCCGCUUCUCCUCUGAGACCUGGCAGAAGCUGGGUACUCUGCAGAGGCUGGCUGAGGCUGGCUACAGGGCUGUGGCCAUUGACCUACCAGGUCUCGGGCGUUCCAAGGAAGCAGCAGCCCCUGCCCCUAUUGGGGAAUUGGCCCCUGGUAGCUUCCUAGCAGCUGUGGUAGAUGCCUUGGAACUGGGACCCCCAGUUGUGAUCAGUCCAUCAUUAAGUGGCAUGUAUGCACUGCCCUUCCUCGUGGCCCCUGGCUCCCAGCUCCGGGGCUAUGUACCAGUGGCUCCCAUCUGCACAGACAAAAUCAAUGCUGCUGACUAUGCCAGUGUGAAGACUCCAGCUCUGAUUGUAUAUGGAGACCAGGACCCCAUGGGUUCCUCCAGCUUUCAACACCUGAAGCAGCUGCCCAACCAUAGAGUGCUGGUCAUGGAAGGGGCGGGACAUCCCUGUUACCUGGACAAGCCUGAUGAGUGGCACACAGGGCUGCUGGAUUUCCUGCAGGGGCUAGCAUGAGACUCGGUCCUGCUGAUCCGGGGUGACAGCCUACCUGCUCUGGGAUCUCUCACUGUCUUCUCCUGGUCUCUGGCUUGUGCCUCACCUGCAACAGGUCUGUCUAUACAUCUGUCUGGGUUCCUGACAUUUCUGCUUUUCUCUUGCAGUGACAGAUCAGAUCAUGGAGGUAAAAUCACGUGGAAAAAGUCUCGGAUUCAAGGGGAGGAAUCUGAUUGUGGGUAAUCCAUGGGCUUCUCCUACAGGCUUCCCUGCUUGGCUUUCACUGCCUUACUUAUUUUCCCUCCACCUCCUUCUUAGCUGCCCUACAGGCCAGACACGCCCUCUACUCCCCUGCCCCUCUUAGGCCACAGAUAACAAACCUGUAUGAAUGCUUGUUUAGAUUCACCCCACACCCAAACAGAACCCUUCCCUUGGGAGCACAUGGGUCCACAUGACUGGACUGAUACCCACAUUCUUGUGCAUCACAUGCUUGCGCAGGUCCAUGCGAAGGUACAAUUUCCUGUGAAGGCAGGUGGGAACCUCUUUAUGAGACAGCCUUUGUAAGAGACCCACUUGCCAGGAAAAGAACGUGGCCAGCCCUAGAUUUCUCUCAUCUACACGUUGCAAUUGGUCCCAGACCAGAAUUGCCUCCUCCGAAAGGGAGGUGUACCCCUCUGCCUUUCAAAUAUCCCUGUUUUUCUUUUUCCCUUCUUCUUGGGGGCUGUAUAUCUCCCCUGGUCAUCAAGUCUGAAUCUCAGCCAAGCCUGUUUCCUGCUGUGAGGUUUGGGGGUGGGGUAGGAGGGGAGACCGACUGCAGAGGUCCCUGAAAUAAAGUGAUGCUAUUAGACCUCA